This is a messenger RNA of Branchiostoma belcheri (Belcher's lancelet), 17868 nucleotides long. RefSeq names its product ankyrin-3-like. NCBI's taxonomy places the organism in Eukaryota, Metazoa, Chordata, Leptocardii, Amphioxiformes, Branchiostomatidae. The transcript is spliced from 43 exons. The coding region runs from base 318 to 16550 and encodes 5410 amino acids. Gene Ontology annotation, molecular function: protein binding. The record is from RefSeq and is a predicted model, not a curated record.
AUGGGAAUGCGAGUUUCCUGCGUGCAGCACGAGCAGGGAACUUGGACAAGGUGUUGGAAUACUUGAAGGGUAGCACAGACAUUAACACAAGUAACGCAAAUGGACUGAAUGCGCUGCACUUAUCCUCCAAGGAGGGCCAUGUCAACAUUGUGCAGGAGCUGCUGGCCCGAGGAGCCGACGUUAAUGCAGCAACUAAGAAAGGAAACACAGCCCUGCACAUCGCCUCUCUUGCAGGCCAGAAGGAAAUUGUCAAGAUCCUGGUAGAGCACGGAGCAACCGUCAACUGCCAAUCUCAGAACGGAUUCACGCCACUGUACAUGGCUGCACAGGAGAACCACGAUGAAGUUGUCCAGUACCUGCUCGAUCACGGAGCCAAUCAGAGCACAGCCACAGAGGAUGGAUUCACACCUCUGGCUGUAGCCCUCCAACAAGGUCACGACAAGGUGGUGGCCGUACUUCUGGAGAACGACACGAAGGGACGUGUCCGACUCCCCGCCUUGCACAUCGCUGCGAGGAAAGACGACGUCAAAGCUGCAGCACUUCUGCUCCAAAAUGACCACAACGCAGACGUCACUUCCAAGUGGGCUGUCAAUGCUGCAACUGAGAGUGGCUUCACGCCCCUCCACAUCGCUGCACACUACGGCCACACCAAUGUCGGCACCCUCCUUCUCAACAGAGGAGCAAAUGUCAACUUUGCAGCCAGAAAUGGCAUCACACCACUGCAUGUGGCAGCGAAAUGGGGCCGUGUCAACAUGGUCACCCUUCUGAUGGACAGAGGAGGGGCUAUCGACAGUAAGACAAGGGAUGGCCUGACGCCCCUACACUGUGCUGCCCGCAGCGGACAUGAUCAGGUCGUUGACCUGCUGUUGGAGAGAGGAGCCCCCAUCCUUGCCAAGACUAAGAACGGCCUGGCUCCCCUGCACAUGGCUGCCCAAGGAGACCAUGUGGACAGCGCUCGUAUUCUCCUGUACCACAAGGCACCCGUGGAUGAAGUCACUGUGGACUACCUGACUGCUCUCCAUGUGGCUGCCCACUGCGGACAUGUCCGGGUGGCCAAGCUGCUCCUGGACAGGAAGGCAAACCCCGAUGCUCGGGCUCUGAAUGGUUUCACCCCCCUACACAUUGCAUGUAAGAAGAACAGGAUCAAAGUGGUUGAACUGCUGCUCAAACAUGGCGCCUCCAUCCAUGCUGUCACUGAGUCUGGUCUGACCCCCAUCCAUGUUGCUGCCUUCAUGGGACACAUGAACAUCGUCCUCCUUCUGCUGCAGAACGGAGCCUCUCCCGACGCCACCAACGUGCGCGGGGAGACCCCUCUGCACCUGGCAGCACGUGCCAACCAGACCGAGAUCAUCCGCAUCUUGCUGAGGAACGGAGCCCAAGUCGACGCAAGGGCACGAGAGGACCAGACUCCACUGCACAUCGCAGCCAGACUCGGCAACGUCGAGAACGUCAUCCUGCUUCUGCAGCACGGCGCCUCGCCAGACGCAACCACCAAGGACCUGUACACUGCGUUACACAUUGCCGCCAAGGAGGGUCACGAGGACGUGGCUUCAGUACUGCUGGAGCACGGCGCCUCGCUGUCCAUGACCACCAAGAAAGGGUUCACCCCCCUCCACGUGGCUGCCAAGUACGGCACCCUGGAGGUGGCAUCCCUCCUGCUGCGCAGAUACGCCUCCCCUGACGCAGCAGGCAAGAAUGGCCUGACCCCCCUGCACGUGGCAGCCCACUAUGACAAUGUGAACGUAGCGCUUCUGCUCUUGGACCAGGGAGCAUCACCCCACGCAACUGCUAAGAAUGGCUAUACCCCGCUUCACAUUGCUGCCAAGAAGAACCAGAUGGAAAUAGCUACAACCCUACUGGAGUAUGGUGCUGAGGCAAACGCCACCACCAAACAGGGCAUUGCCCCCAUCCACCUAGCCUCACAAGAAGGACACACAGAAAUGGUCAACCUCCUACUAGACCGUGGUGCAAAGGCUGAUAUUACUGCCAAGAAUGGACUGACUCCCCUUCACCUGGCAGCUCAAGAGGACCAGGUUCCAGUGGCCUCCAUCCUGGUGAAGAACGGAGCUGAGAUCAACGCUCCAACCAAGGCUGGCUACACUCCCCUCCAUGUUGCCUGUCACUAUGGCAACGCCAAGAUGGUUGAAUUCCUGCUGCAGAAUGGGGCAGGAGUCAAUACCAAGACCAAGAAUGGCUUUACGCCCCUCCAUCAGGCAGCGCAGCAGGGCCACAACCAGAUUGUCCAGAUGUUGUUGGCUUACGGGGCCAAUCCCAACGAACCGACCAACAAUGGGAACACUCCUCUGGACAUCUCCAAGCGACUGGGGUACAUCUCAGUGGUGGACACCCUCACCGUUGUCACAGAAACAGUCACUAGGGAAAAUGUUGUGGAAGAGAAACAGAAGCUGAAUGUCCCUGAGACAAUGAAUGAGAGCUUCAUGUCAGAUGCUUCUGACGAAGAGGGUGAGGAGACAAUAACUGGAGACACCAUUGGCUACCUGACAGUUCAGGACAUCGGAGAGCUCGGUGACGACUCCAUCUUCAUUGGGGACGUCAAGGCAGAGAACCGCCUCAGCUACCACUCUGAAAGCCGGCUGUCUCCUCAGCAGCAGUACUAUACCCCAGCCCUAAGUGUGGAGAGUUCCCCACGGUCAUUUGGCUCUCGUACUGGAGGUUCUUACCUUGAAGGGAUGACUGAAGAAGUGAUGCAGGCAGUUCAGCUGCGUAGCGCUGCGGCCUACAAGGGCAGCGGCACACUGACGGGCACGGGAAGCUUCCGCGACAGCGCAAGUUUCGACGGGGCAACAGACAAUAUUGGCAUCCCCGCUACGCCCGUCCAUGCCGGUUUCUUGGUGAGUUUCAUGGUUGAUGCCCGUGGCGGCGCCAUGCGUGGUUGUCGCCAGCCCGGAUUCCGCAUCAUCAUUCCGCCACGCAAGGCCACGCAACCCACCCGCAUCACGUGCCGGCUGGUGAAGCGCCACCGCCUGCAGACCCCGCCGCCCCUCAUGGAGGGGGAGGCCCUGGCCAGUCGCGUCCUGGAGAUCGGACCCGCAGGGACACAGUUUUUAGGACCUGUAAUCAUUGAGCUGCCCCACUUCGCCUCCUUGCGUGGACGCGAGCGCGAGAUCGUGGUGCUGCGAAGUGACUCUGGAGAGAACUGGCGAGAGCAUACCCUAGAGGCAACUGAGGAAGCCAUCAAAGAGGCCCUGGAUGGGGGCAUGGAGGGGGAGGGUAAGCCUAACCCUUUCAUUUCGAGUGCAGAUUCAAAAGAAAUCGAGAGCACAGAGGAGCUGCAACAGAAGCGCAUUGUGCGCAUCCUCACCACCGACUUCCCCCAGUACUUCGCUGUGGUGACACGUGUCCGUAUGGAGACCAAGAUGGUGGGACCGGAGGGCGGGAUGCUGAGUUCCUCCGUGGUUCCACAGGUCCAGGCAGUGUUUCCUGAGGGAGCACUGACCAAGAAGAUCAGGGUGGGCCUACAGGCCCAGCCAGUGAAACCAGAGCUGGUGAAGAAGAUGUAUGGGAACAGAGUCUUGGUUAGCCCCAUUGUCACCGUGGAGCCAAGACGCCGCAAGUUCCACAAGCCCAUCACCAUGACGAUACCCCUCCCUUCUGCAGCAGCUCACGGCAUCGUGAAUGGCUACGGGGGAGGGGACACGCCAACCUUGAGACUGCUCUGUAGCAUAACAGAGGGAAGACAGCAGCCCUAUGGCGGUUCGCAAGGUGGUCCCAACCCAGCUCAGUGGGAAGACAUCACUGGCAGCACCCCGCUCACGUUUGUGAAUGACUGUGUCUCCUUCACCACCACUGUGUCAGCCAGGUUCUGGCUGAUGGACUGUCGCCAGAUCAACGAGUCGGUGAACUACGCCACCCAGCUGUACCGAGAAGUCAUCGCUGUGCCCUUCAUGGCAAAGUUCGUGGUGUUUGCCAAGACACAAGACCCGGUGGAGGCCAGGCUGAGAGUGUUCUGUAUGACAGACGACAAGUACGACAAGACGCUGGAGAAGCAGGAGCAUUUCACAGAGAUUGCGAGGAGUCGAGACGUAGAGGUUUUGGAGGGAAAGACGGUGCAUAUUGAGAGUGCAGGGAACCUAAUUCCGCUGCACAAGUCCGGCGAACAGCUCCACCUCAACUUCUAUGCAUUCCGCGAGAACCGUCUGCCAUUCCUGGUGAAGGUCAAAGACAGCAGCCAAGAACCAACAGGGCGGCUGUCCUUCAUGCCCGAGCCUAAGACAGCCAAGAGCAUCCCCCCUCCUCCUGCCAUCUGUAACUUGAAUGUUACAUUGCCUGAGCAUAAGAGGGAUUCGUUAGACCUAGAUGCCUUAGAGCCCAUCCAGGUGGUAGAUGCUAAGGUGCAAGAAGAAGUUGAGAGAACCAUCGCUGAAGCUGAACGAGCAGGUCAAGCAGACAGGAAAGAAGGGGUCCCCUCACCAGUCAAAGAAACAGAAGUCGUAACACUUGAGACCGUCACAGUCACAAACCUCCUGAAAGAGGCACCCAGUCCUCCAGAAGAAACAAUAGUGACUGUGGCAUCGCCCGAGAGAGAAGCCCCAGACCUGGUGGAGGAACCCAAGACAGACGUGAACCUUGAUGAGGUUGUGGAGUAUGUGCAGAAGAUGGAAGUCGGAGAGAAGGAAGAGAAGAAGGAGGAGGACUUGUCAGAGGAGCAAAUCAGUGACAUUGUGGACCAAUUCAUGACCAGCAACAGGCAGUCUGGUGCAGACUUCUUCCAGGCUCUGGAAGAGGAAGAUAAGCCUGUUGUUGAGGAACCGCCCCGAGAAGUACCAACUGAAGAGAUGCUCCACGUCGAUGCCAGCAGGAGUUCCAGCGUCUUCGCAGAGCCGCCUACUCCAGACAGGACCACCAGCUUUGACACCACAUCAGACGUGACGCCCGCAAAGUCACCAGAGGAGGAGGAGGCUCCUCCCGUCGCUGAGGUCAGCAUCAACGCAGUUGAGUCACCGCCAGCGUCGCCCAUCUCAGACGGCCCAGUGGAGGAGGUGCCGGAGGUGACCCCGCCCCAGGUGGUGUCUCCAGAAGCACCGGAGCCGUACACACAGAUCACCGAGGAGGUGGGGCCCAUCUCCGAACACAUCACCGUCACAACAGAGGUGGGACCCGAGGGAGAGGUGAAGACCAUCACCACAACCCAGAGGCGUGAGGAGAAGGUCAUCGUGGAAACCGUCGGAGAGGUGCCGCAGGCAGAAGUUCCAGCAGGAGUCGCCCCUCCAGGAGAAGAGGAGAGAGUCAUUCUCAGACAAAAACCUGACAAAGAUUCCCCACUCACCGAGAAAAGAAUCAGCACGGAAAUUGAGCAAUUCUUCAAGCGUACGAGCUUCGUGGAAUUCGAGCCUGAAGAGCCAGUAGUGUCAGCAGAAGAAGUUCCAGGUGUUUCAGCAGUGACACCAACAGAACCUGUAGAUAAGGAGCAGGUCAGUGAAGUCCGAGCUCAUGCUGAACCCGAAGAAGAAGCCAUAGUGCCAGCUAUAGUUGAGGCAGAAAAGAUGUUAGGAAGACCAUUGUCUUCUGAUGAAAAGGCCACCAUCCUGCAAGCAGCUCAUGCAACAAAAAGACCACUGUCAAUUGACGAAGUAAAAACACUUGUUGAAACAGUAGACAACUUUGGUCGCCCCCUUACACCAGAUGAAACAGGAAAGGUGCUGGAAGCUAUUAAAGUAGCAGAAAGAUCAUUGCAGCCAGAGGAAUGUUCAGCAGUCCUUCAGGGUGCCAGAACAGCAGACAGACCCUUAACCCCAGAUGAGAUUUCUGCCAUUGUUGGGGCAUACGAUGUAGUGAAAAGGCCCCUAUUUGAUAGUGAAAUUUCAACCAUACUUCAAGCAGUAAAAGCUGCAGAAAGACCACUAACACAAGACGAAGUGGCAGCUAUUGUGGAAGCCACAAAGACAGUGGAUAGACGGCUGUCUCCAGAUGAAACCAAGACCAUCCUUGAAGCAGCAAAACAAACAAAGAGAACUCUGACCAGAGAUGAAACUGCCUCACUCUUGGCAGCAACAGAAGCAUCAUCUGGACCAUUGACACCAUCUGGCGUCAAAGCUAUCAUUGAUGCAGCAAAUGCUGCAGGCAGGCCACUUACCCCUGAAGAAGCAACAUCAAUAUUGAAAGCUGCAGAAGGUUUAGGCAGGCCCCUUACACCAAAGGAGACAAACGCCCUUCUUCAGGCUGUCAACUCAACAGGGAGGCCAUUGACUCAAGAGGAAGCAACUUCUUUGGUUGAUAGUACGAAAGUUAUUCAAAGACCACUGAGUACUGGAGAAAUGACUACACUUCUUAAUGCAAGUAAAACUGCAGGUCGACCUCUGAAACCAGAGGAAAUCAGCACUCUGUUGGAGGCUGCCAAAGUGGCCGAGAAACCUCUAACACCAGCCCAGGCAGCAGCAAUCCUUGAUGCUACUCACUUUGUUGGUAGACCAUUAAAGCCAGAAGAAACACAGGCGAUAUUCGAGGCUGCAAGAGUAGCUGGCCAGCCACUGAGUGCUGAUGAUGCUGCAGCUAUCAUGGAAGGUGCAGAGCAGACAGGAAGGGUGUUACACCCCGAGGAAGCCGCUUCCCUGCUCCAGGGUGUGAAGCUGUCAGGAAGACCACUGACUAUUGAUGAGGUGGCAGCACUGCUGGAGGCAGCAAAGUGUGCAGGGCGACCGCUCACUCCUGAGGAAGUGGCAAGUAUCCUUGACGCCGUGAAAAUGACAGAAAGGCCUCUGAAUACCAAUGAGACAGCAGCAAUACUUGAGUCCACCCGUGUCAUUGGGAGUAGACUCAUGCCAAAUGAAACUGCCACAGCCCUGGAGGCUGCCAGGAUAGCUGAUCGACCUCUCAGGCCAGAUGAAACAGCAACUGUUCUUGAUGCAACAAGGAACCAGGGAAGACCGCUGUCUCGUGGGGAAACUGUUGCCCUUCUUGAGGCAGUGAAGUCCACUGGAAGACCUUUAACACCAGAAGAGACAGCUGCAAUCCUGGAAGCUGUGAAAUCAUCAGAGAAGCCACUUUCACCCCAUGAAACAACAAGUAUUCUUGCUGCAGCAAAGAUUGCAAGGAGGACACUUACACAUGAUGAGACUGCUUCACUUCUUGAAGCUAUGAAAGCAACAGGAAGGCCACUGACUCCAGUUGAAACAGCUGCUAUUCUUAAUGCCACAAGGGCAAAAGCAGGACCUUUGUCACCUGAGGAGACUGUUACUGUCCUGAAUGCCUCAAAAACCCUUGGCAGACCCCUUACACCAAAUGAGAAUGCAGCCAUACUUCAAGGUAUCAAAGACACUGGAAGAGCACUCAAUGCUGAAGAAAUAGCUGCAGUGUUAAAUGCUGCUAAGACAGCUGGAAGAACACUGGCUCCUGAGGAAGUUACAGCAAUCGUUGCCCCACAGAAACUCAAAGAAAGUGUUGUCCUGCGAGAGAAAAAGUCACCUAUCACAGAAAAGAGAAUCAGUCAAGAAGUAGAACAGUUCCUGAAGAGAACCAGUUUUGCUGAAAUGGAGGAUGAACCAGUUGUCUUAGAACAAGCUGCUGCAGAGGACAAAGCUGCUCCUCCCGGUGUCAUUGAAAAAGCUGAAGUAGAAACAACAAGAGAAGUCAAACCAGUCCCUUCAGCUGACCAAGCAGCUGUUGAUGCUUUAGCAAAGGAAAUUGGAAAGGAUCUUUCAGAUAUUGAAGCCAAGACCCUGGCCACUGCCAUCCAGAAAAUGCAGAGACCACUGACAGUGGAAGAAGCACAAAAGCUGAUUGAUUCUACAAAUGCAGUGGGUAGACCACUCACACCCAAUGAAAUCGUUGCCAUAGUUGACACAGCAGGUGCUGCAGGUAAACCGCUGACUCCAGAGGAAACGAAAGCUCUGUUUGAAGCAGCCAAGAAGACUGGAAGAAAAUUGUCAAAUGAGGAGGCCGUUGUACUUCUGCAGAGUGCUAAAACAGCAGGAAGGCCUCUGACUCCUGAUGACACUGAAACAGUUAUCGAAGCAGCCAACCAACUUGGGAGGGUUUUAACCCCUGACGAGAAUGCAGCUCUUCUUAGUGCUGUACAAUCAAAGGGAAGAAUACUCACACCUGAGGAAAUUACUGCUAUCCUGGAUGCCGUAAAAGCUGCUGGAAGACCAUUGACUCCUGAAGAAGUAGCAGCUGCCCUGGACAAAGCGGAAACGCCACUCUCUCCAGAAGAUGAGGCUGCUGUCCUUGAGUCUGCCAGAGCCAUGGGCCGUCCCCUGUCACCAGAUGAAACUUCUGCUGUCAUCGAGGCAGCCAAAGCAGCUGGAAGACCUCUCACUUCAGAGGAGACAGUAGCUAUUCUUGAGGCCACUGAAACACUAGGCAGACCCUUGACACCAGAAGAAGCAGCAGCAGUUCUUGCAGCUACAAAGGCAGUAGGACGACCUCUGUCCCCCAAGGAAACAUCUGCACUGCUGAGUGCAGCACAAGUGGCAGGGAGACCGUUGACACCUGAAGAGGUCGCAGCUGUCCUUGCAGCCCAGAAAGUAUCUUCAAGUCCACUGACAUCAGAAGAAAUAGCAGCAAUAUUUGACGCAGGUAAGUCAGCAGGAAGGCCGCUAACAAGUGAAGAGACUGCUGACAUCUUAACAGCUGCCAAAACAGUAGGUCGGCCAUUGACAGAGAAUGAAACAGCAUCAAUUCUCACAGCUUCUGAAAUAGCUUCACCAUUAACACCAGAAGAUAUUUCUACCAUUGUUGCUGCCUCAAAACAGGCUGGCAGGCCGCUAACAGCAGACGAGAUUCUUGCAGUACUCGAUGCAGCAAAUGCAGCAGGACGACCAUUGACAGCAGAAGAAACUGCAAAAGCCAUUGCAGCUGUGCAGCCUGGUGAAAUGGAAGUCUUGUCAACAGAAAUACAAGAAGCUGCAGGAGGAGUACUAAGUGAGAGAGAUUUGGCUGUUGCUCAAGCAGCUAAUGCUGUUGGAAGACCUUUGAGCUCAGAGGAGACAGCUGCUGUCCUUGAAGUCACCGGAGCUGUUGGAAGACCCUUGAGCCCUUCUGAGUCAACAGACGUCAUAAAUGCUGUCAAACUAGGAGGGGGACAGUUAUCCCCAGAGGAAGCUACAUCUGUUCUUGAAGCGUCACGACAAUCUUCACCUUUGUCAGACGCAGAAAUUGCUGCAAUCCUAGCAGCUACUAAGGAAGCAGGUAGGCCUCUGGAACCCCAUGAGGUAGCAGCUCUUCUUAAGGCAAGUAAAGAGGCAGGCCAACCAUUUACACCAGAUGAGAUCUCUGCUGUUCUGAAGAAGGCAAGAGCUGCAAGGCCUUUGACUCCACAAGAGGCUGUAUCUGUAGCUGAAGCCUCACGACAAGCUGGUCGCCCCUUAACAUCAGAGGAGGCAGCCAGCAUUGCUGAUGCAGCUACUGCAAUCGGGAGACCACUAUCACCUGAUGAAACUGCCGCCAUUCUUGAAGCAGCAAAGGCAGCAGACAGACCACUGACACCUGAAGAAGCCUCUGCUGUUAUGAAAGCAGCAAAUACAGCUGGCAGACCUCUUAGUCCAGCAGAGACCGCAGGAUUCCUGAAGGCUGCCUCGUGUGUUCCCAGAGAACUUACAUCUGAUGAGGCUAAAUCCAUUCUUGAUGCAACAAAAGUAGCUGGAAAGGAGUUAACAUCUGAUGAGGUGAAGUCAGUGCUUGCUGCAUGUGACUCAGCCCACAGGCCGUUGAAUGAAGAAGAAAUAGACAUGGUCCUCAACGCCACAAGAGAACUGGAAAGACCCUUAACACCUGAAGAAGCUGAUAUUCUGCUACGUUACUCCAAGGAAGCAGGGCGGCCAUUGACAGGUCCUGAGGCAGCUGCCAUACUUGCCAAGGCAAAAGAAGGACCCCUCAGUCCACAACAAAUACAGGAAGCCCUAAAUGAUGUAGCCGCACAAGGAGCUGCAGAUGUUAUCGGCAGACCUUUGACAGCUGAUGAAAGAACAGCUCUUGAAGAGGCCAAUAAAGUGGCAGGAAGGCCCCUUUCUCCAGAGGAGUCAGCUGCUGUUGUAGAAGCCGCAAAAACAGCUGGACGUCCACUGUCGUCAGAUGAAGCAGCGGCUAUAUUGGAUGCAGCACACAGUGUUGGAAGACCUUUGACUCCAGAAGAGACUGCAGCCAUUCUGCAUGCAUCAGCAACAGCUGGAAAACCUCUAACACCAAGUGAAGUAGCUGCAGUCCUUGAAGCAAGUAAAGUUGCUGGAAGACCAUUGACAGGAGAAGAAGCAUCUGCCAUCCUUGAAGCUGCAAAGGCAGCAGGGAGACCACUCACUCCAGAGGAAGCUGCAGCUGUUUUAGAUGCUAUGAAGUCAGCAGGAAAACCACUGAGUCCUGAUGAGACAUCAUCUGUCAUCAACAUAGCAAAAGCAAUGGGCAGGCCACUGAGCCCCAAGGAAACUGAAGCUAUCCUAGAGGCAACAAAGGCAGCAGGAAAACCGCUAACUCCUCAGGAAGCCACAAACAUCUUGAAUGCUGUGGCAGCAGUUGGGAGACCACUGACCCCAGAAGAAACUGCAGCUCUCUUGAAAGCAGCAAAAAGUGCUGGAAGGCCAUUAUCACCAGAUGAGGCUGCAAGCCUGCUAGAAGCCCUGAAGGAGGCUGAGAGACCGCUCUCAGAUGAUGAGGUGUCAUCUAUUUUGGAGGCGACAGCAGCUGCAGGACAACCGCUAACUGGUGAUGAAAUGGCAUCAGUUCUUAGAGCAGCUAGGGCUGCUGGAAGGCCUUUGUCUCCAGAAGAAGCCAAAUCCAUCCUGGAUGCAACCAGAGUGGCUGGACGCCCUCUCACACCCAAUGAAACAGAUGCAAUUCUUCAAGCUACAAAGUCAGCUGGUAGGCCGUUGAGUCCAGAUGAAGCAGCUACAAUUUUGGAAGCUACCAAAUCAUCUGGAAGGCCUCUUACCUCUGACGAAUCAUCAAUGCUACUUGAGGCUGUUAAAGCUGAAGGUCAGAGUCUAUCCAGUGACCAAAUUGCUAAUAUCCUGAAUGCUAAAAACAUAUCGGGACAGACCUUAACACCAGAUGAGACGGUCUCUUUGCUAGCUGCUUCCAAAGAACAAGAAGGUGCACUUACACCAUCUGCAAUCAGUGGGGUUCUGCUGGCUUCUAAAGAAGCAGGACGACCAUUGACACUUGCAGAGAUAGCACAACUUUCUGUAGCAGAGGAACAGGAGCCUGUCACCCCAGAGGCAGUUGCCAAGGUUCUUCAGCCAGAGAUAAGACAGGAGCCUGAAAUAACACCAGAUGAUAAGCAAAAAGCAGAGGACGCUGCGGAAAGGACUCUUUCUCCAGAAGAGGUUGGAGCAGUCAGUGCAUCGGCUAAGUCAGCAGGAAGGGAUUUAUCUCCUGAUGAAGCUAAUGCUGUCAUUGAAGCAGCCAAGGUCACCAACAAGCCAUUGACACCAAAUGAAACUGUUGCUGUGCUAGGAACUGUGCAAACAGUUGGCAGACCACUUUCGCCAGACGAAGUUGCAGCGAUUGUUGUUGCCACACAAACAGCAGGCAGACAACUAACGCCUGAUGAGAUGGCUUCCUUGCUUGAUGCAGCAAAAGCCUCAGACCACCCGCUCACUCCACAAGAAACUGCUGCCAUUCUCCAGGCUACAAAGACAAGAAAAGAGUCUUUGACUCCUGAUGAAGUAGUGGCUGUUCUGGAUGUAACAAAAGCUGAAGAAAAAGAAGUAUCACCAGAAACCGUUUCAGCGGUUGUUGAGGUAACUAAGAUAGCUGGAAGGCCACCAGUAAAAGAGGAGGUUGAAGCUAUUAAAGAGGCUGUUCAGUCAACACCAGGAGCACCACUAAGUCUGAAAGAUCUUGCCCAACUAGUGGAUCCAUCUAAGCCAGCAGAAAAGCCAGCUGUCAAGAAGGAUGAUGUUAAUGAAGCAGCGGCUGUGGCAGGACGAGAAGUUAGCUCUGAGGAAGCAACAACACUCAUUGGUGCAGCCAAACUAGCUGGCAGACCUUUGUCCUCUGAAGAGGCUACGACAGUUCUUAACGGUGUACAGAGCCUUGGUAGACAGCUCACACCCAAUGAAACUAACAACCUUCUUGAUGCAAGCAAGAUCGUUGGAAGAUCAUUAACACCUGAGGAAGCAAGUGCUAUUCUUGACUCAGCAAAGGUCAUUGGAAGACCCCUUACUCCAGGUGAAAUUGCCACCAUCCUCAAUGCCUCAAAAUUAGCUGGAAAGCCACUUACACCAAAUGAAGUAAAAUCACUGUUGGAUGCUAAAAACGUGGCUAAUCGCCAACUUACACCAGAUGAAGUACAAGCUACUCUUGAAGCAGUGAAAGCAGCUGAAAGACCAUUGAAACCUGAAGAGAUUGCUUCCAUUUUUGAAGCAUCAAAUGUAGCUGGUCGACCAGUAGUCUCUCAAGAAGCCAAAAAGAUCUUGAGUAAGGUGGAAGAAAGUGGGAAACCAUUGACAACAGAAGAAGCUUCCCUUACUGUACAACCACAAAAGGAGAUUCCUGUGCCAGAAGAAGUUAGCACAGAAAAGGUGGCCCAAUUGCAGGAGGUUCUAGGCAAGCCUCUUUCUCUCAAAGAUGCUGCUGCCAUAACUGUUGCCCAGAAAGUUUCAGAACAAGACCUCACUCCAGAUGAGAUGAGCACAGUACACCAAGUCUCCAUCACCACAGAGCAGCCUUUAACUCCAAAUGAGACAAAAGCACUCAUUUCUGCAACAAAGUCUAGCAGACAAAGCCUCUCUCCUGAUGAGGCAGCGACAAUUCUUGAGGCAACAAAAACAGCAGGAAGGCCUCUUACCCCUGAUGAAGUGAAUGGUCUCAUUGAAGCUGUUAAGAGAACAGGAGGAAAACUUUCCCCUGAAGAAACAGCAGCACUUCUUGAAGCAAGGAAAUCAGCAGGAAAGCCUUUGACACCCGAUGAAACUGUUGCAAUUCUUAAAGCUUGCAAGACAGCAGGGAAACAGUUGUCUCCAGAUGAUGUUUCAACUAUUCUGCAGACAACGAGGGUAGCUGGCCGACCUACAGCACCCGCAGAGGUCACAAAGCUACUUUAUGCUGUUGAAAAAGAGGAAAAGCCUCUUACUCUGGAGCAAGUAGAGGAAUUUGUUGAACCUCCAAUUACAAUUGUAAGAGUUGUACCUGAUGUUUCUCCAUCAGACAUGAACGAGGCAGCUGCACUUCUGGGAAGAAAACCAAGCAGGGAGGAAGCAGCUGCUUGCAGGGAAGCUAAAGAAUCAGCAGGAAGGCCUCUUUCCUCAGAGGAAGCAUCAACCGUAGUAACAGCAGCUAAGACCACAGGCCAACCCCUCACACCAAAUGAAACAGAAACAGUACUUGAUGCUGUCAAGUCUUCAGGAAGGCAACUAACACCAGAGGAGACAGGGUCAAUGUUGGAGUCAGCAAAAACUGUUGGAAGGCCUCUAGUACCAGAUGAAACUGCAAGUAUUUUGGAGGCUUCAAAAACCACCAAGAAACCUUUAAGCCCAAUGCAGGCAAGCUCUAUACUUUCUGCUGUAAAACAGGCAGGCAGACCUGUAUCCGUGGAUGAAGCAGCGGCUACCAUCAAAGCUGUUGAGGAGACUGGAAGACCACUGAAACCUGAAGAAUGUGCUAAGCUUCUUGAGGCAGAAAAGCCUGAAGAAGAAGUCAAAGUUGCCCCAGAAUCCAUCAAAGAAGCAAGUGAACUUGUUGAGAGGACAGUAACACCAAAAGAGGCUGCCACAAUUGAGCAAGCAGCAAGAGUAUCUGCCAAGCCUUUGUCUUCAGAGGAGGCACAAGCAGUCUUAGAGGCAGGAAAAGUGACCAAGAAGUCUCUAACACCAAAUGAGGCUUCUGCGAUGCUUUCUGCUGUAAGAAGUCUGGGCAGAGUGCCCAAAGCUGAGGAGGCAGCAUCCAUCAUUGAAAGCACCAAGGUAGCUGGAAAACCACUGUCCCCUGAUGAAACAACAACAGUACUGGAAACCACCAAGAUAGCAGGGAAACCUUUAACAACAGAUGAGUCCAGCUCAAUUCUUGAAGCAACAAAGGUGACAGGAACAACAUUACCACCAGACCAAACUGUGUCACUUUUGGGUGCUGUAAAAUCAUCAGGAAAGUCCCUAACGCCAAAUGAAGCAUCAGCAGUAAUAGAUGGCACUAAUACAGUAGGCAAGCCACUAUCUCCCAACCAAGUGGCAACAGUUCUAACUGCAGCUAAAACAUCAGAAAGGCAACUGCGUCCAGAUGACACAAAAGCUGUUCUUGAGGGUUGCAGAGUAAUCGAAAGGCCAUUAACAGCUGAUGAAACUGUUGCUGUACUCGAUGCUGCAAAAACAUCAGAAGAACCCUUGACAACAAAUCAGACCAGUGGCAUUCUUGAAGCGACAAAGGUAACAGGAAGACCUCUGACACCCAAUGAAACAGUUGCCAUACUUUCUGUAGCAAAGUCAUCUGAUGAGCCUUUGACACCUAAUGCAGUAUCCUCUGUCAUUCAAGCAACAAAUAUUGCAGGAAGGCCUCUAUCACCAGAUGAAACAGCUGCCCUACUGGAAGCUACAAAAGCAGCAGGGAGGACAUUAAGUCCAGAGGAAAUCAACAAUAUUCUGCAUCCCACUAAACCAGAAGAGAAAGUAGAGGUUGCACCAAGUAUGGUUGAACAUGCUGAAAAAAUUGCUGGGAGACCUGUGUCUCCAGAGGAGGCCACAGCAUUGAAAGAUGCAUUAAAGUCUGCUGGACGACCUUUGACACCGAAUGAGGCAUCGUCUAUGUUAGAUGCCCGAGGAGUUGUGGGAAGAGAGCUCACUCCAAAUGAAACAGCAGGAGUACUUAAUGCAGUCAAGAUUUCAGGAAGACAGCUCAAGCCAGAUGAGACAUCUGCACUCAUAGAAACCUCAAGAAUUGUAGGAAGACCGCUGACGCCAGAUGAAACCUUGGUAAUCCUUGAUGCCACAAAGGCAGCUGAGGGACCGCUGACUGAAGAGCAGAUAUCAGGCAUUUUGAAUGCUGCAAAGUCACUCGGUCGACCUCUUACUAAGGAGGAAACUAAGGCUAUCCUUAAUGCCGCAAAAGUGGCAGGGAGGCCUCUCAGUCCGACAGAAACCUCAGCUCUUCUUCAGGCUAUCCAAGUGGCCGAGCGAACCACCAAAGCAGCAGGAAGGCCUCUGGCUCCCAUGGAAGCUGUAACAUUACGUGAAGCCAUGAAGGCACUUGGCAGAGAACUCACACCUGAAGAAAUAGUUGCAAUCCUUGACACAAUGAAGGAAAAGGGCAGACCCCUUUCUCCUGAAGAGAUGGAAAGCAUUGUUGGGCAGCCAGUUACCAUUGCAUUGACCAAAGAUGAACAGGCAAGGGUAGCUGCAGUUGCAAAAGCAGCAGGGAGAGAAUUCUCCCCAGAAGAGGCUGCUUCAAUUGCAGCUGUGUCUGAUGCUGCAGGACGGGAACUGACACCUGAAGAAGCAGGUGCAGUUGCUGCCAUUGCAGCAGCUGUUGCAGCUGGAAUGUUGACACCUGAAGAGGCUGCAGCAGUUCUGAAUGCUGCACGAGCUGCUGGACGAACCCUUUCCCCACAAGAAAUCGGAGCUCUGGUCAGAGCCACAAAGGCAGGUGGAAGAGCACUCACUCCUCAAGAAUCAGCAGAGAUUGCCAGAACCGCAAAGGAACUGGAUAGAGACUUGACACCAGAGGAAAUCCAAGCCAUUCUCUCUGGGAAGGAAGUCGUACCAUCUGUUGUUGUAGAGGGUGCAGAACCCGAGAUGAAGAUCACUGUACAGGCAGCUGCUGUACCACUACUGGCUGAACAGGCACCAGCCUCAUCUGAUGAGAUGUUACACAAGGAAGUGGAGGUCAUCACCACAAAGAAGCCCAAACCCAAACGCAGAAGAUGGCCAAAAGUGUAUGUUGAUACCAGCGAACCUUUGGAAGAAGAGAGUGGGGAAUUCUUUGUCAAGGUUUACGAGGAAGAUGAGGCGGCGACUCUUCGUGUGACAGAAGAGGUGCGCUCUGUGUCCCCCAUUCCUCCUGAAAUGGAACGGGUAGACCCCGUUUUAGAAAUCGAAGCCAAGACCAGCGUGGCUUCUAAGGUGAUCAAGAGAUCGGUCCUCAGAGAAGAAGAUGGUGAAACCAAAGUGAUCGAAGAGGUAAAGUUUUCGUCUAGUGAAGAUCCAGAGUGGGGAGUCAUGGUGGAAGCACCAGGUUGGGAAGAAAUGGAACAAGAGUGGGAAGGAAUGCCAGAAGCAUCUGCACGGCCUAGAGUCUUCAGGCUGAUUGAGCAACCUGUGGUAAUGGGUGCCAGCAGCCAACCGCAGCAGGAGAUCGAUGACCACGCCCUAGAGGAGGCCCUGCGCAUUGCCAGGGAGGUGAACGGAGAAACACAGAAAGUGUCCGAGCAGGUCUUCAGUGAUGACGGCACGGUCACUGUGACUGAGAGGGUCAUUGUGACUAAGACCACGCGGACCGUUGUUGCGGAGGAUGGGGAAGAAAUCGUCACCACGGAGACGACCACUUCUGGUCCCGAGGGAGACGAAGAACACGACGAGCUGCGGCAAAAUCUGAGGGAGAUCGUGGAAAGCAUGGAUGAACACGAGAGGGUCAUCCAUGGCGAGGAAGACGCAGAGGGAGAGCACCACAGCUAGAGAGCCUUGCUCACGCAUUGAAGUGUGUAAAGAGGAGUUAUAAUAACAAACAUUGGAUUCUCAUAUAACAAGAGGAUUGUUUGAAUAGAGAAAAUUGUACAAUAUACAGUUGGAGCAGCUUUCAUUGUCGCAAGAAGUCUCCUUUCCAAGGAGGUUGAAAAAAAGAUUUGCUGACAAAGAUGUGUAUGUAGUCAGAGUGUGGGACUGAUAAAGGAGGCUAUGUGGCGCUUUAUCCUGGUAUCGGGUGGAUGUGAAUAAUUUGGCAAAGUUCUCACACUAGCACAGCAAAAAAGGCUAAGGUUGCUUAUGCAUGAAGAAGUACACAAGAAUGUCACAGAUAACACAUUAUUCCCAGUGGCUUUGGAUAGAGUGGUAGGGGUGGAGGGAAGUUUCAACUAUGUGAAUAUACUGUUUGUUGCCUCUUACAACUGCAGUAGAACUAAGACUUGUGAAUCAAUUAAUGUAAUCUAGUGAAUAAGUCCAAUAAUCAGUGACUGCAGAAAUGUUUUUGAUUCUAAGUAUAGUGAAUGUCACAAGCUGGAGGAAACUAUGGUCCUUCAAUCGGAGCAUAUACAGCCUUUCUCUGUCCCCUGAUCAUGAGAGAGGGGAACUAAGGGAUCUACAACAGAAAGGACCAAUAUAAACUUCUCAACUUACUGGCAUUGUAUUCUCAAUUGUCUGCUUUUGAAUCAAGAUUUUGAACUAUGUGAAGAGAGGAAACAAGCUAACUUGUUGAAGAAAAUCAAUACAUAGGACGUCACCAGUAUCAUAGUGUGUUCACUAAUGCUUUGACAUAUAUACAGUUUACUAAAUUUCUCAAGCCAGGAAAUAUCGUCAGUACUGUAAGAUUGAUUAAAAAAAUAUGUAAGCAACUGAUUUUAGAUUCUUUGCAGAGAUUUUAUCGCAUGUUAUUGUAAUCAUUUUAACCUCUACAAUAGAAAGUGAUUUUAAUGCUUCUAUCCCAUAGAACAAUUUGAAUGUAGGCCCUGUUUUGAAUGAGAUCUCACAGAUGCUGACAACUUGUGUGGCUAAUGUAUGUACAAAUUCUCCCAGAAAGGACCGAAUUUUCUAUAUUGGCGUGGCCAAGUUCUCAAAAAGUAUCUAGAUUUUGAGAACAUUUUAUCACCUGAAGGGUUGUAGCUAUAAACAUUAUUGUGUGUGAUGUCUGGUGAUUCCUGGUAGUCAUAGUAGAAAGAGUAUACCAAACUGUAAUGUCAUGGAUUGUGUGUUGCACCAUCAAGUAGGAACUGCUGCCAUGUUUGUAUGUGAGGACAUCCAGAUUCUGCUGUUUCCAAUAAAUGCUUUGUCCCUCCUGUAA